Messenger RNA from Trichoderma harzianum CBS 226.95, 1818 nucleotides. RefSeq lists its product as hypothetical. NCBI's taxonomy places the organism in Eukaryota, Fungi, Ascomycota, Sordariomycetes, Hypocreales, Hypocreaceae. The record is from RefSeq and is a predicted model, not a curated record. The coding region runs from base 1 to 1818 and encodes 605 amino acids. The transcript has 5 exons.
AUGAAAUGCGUGCGCGUUGGCGAGUCGGCUUGUACGCGCUGUCAACGUGCCAAGCGCAGUUGCUCAGCAAGACUGCCGCCAUAUCCUGACGAAUUCGAACUUGUUGUCAAGACACCCAAGAACUUUAAUGCUCCAAAGCAACCCCGGACAUCCAAAGACGUUUGCCGCCGGCGGUUUAAAAGCAGACAUCACAAUAGGAGAAUUGCUCCUGCUAACUGCGAUGGACAUGCCGUUAUUUUGAAGCACGACAGAAGGCUCAUCGAUGACCUCCCGUCUAUCUAUUUAACCGCUCCUAUCUUGGCAGUUUUGGGCGAUAAUGUUGUGAAUGAUGCUUUGGAUAUUGAUUCACAUUCAAUUUAUAGCUCGGCAACCUCCCUCAGCAUAUGCUCAAGCCCUAUACUGUCUGAUGGAAAUGAUUCACCACUGUCAAGGGCAGAAAUGAGACAGCUUUUAAAGAUAUUCUGUUCUCGGUUGCUAUCGUCUAUACCCGUCUUCACCAAAGACGACUUCAAAAACCCAGAUGUCAUAAUCGAACAGCAGCCAGAUUUAAUCCAUGCAAUAUGCUACGUCACCGCGAGAUAUCUACCGGGAGGUUUAUCAACUGUGCGGCUAAUUUAUCCUAAAGUCUUGAAAUUUGUUCAAGACAAGUCUGCUGGCUCUGUAUGGCCUGGAACAGCAGACAUAACAAGCUUUAGGGCACUCGUGGUCCUUUAUGCGUUCUCAGAAAUUGCUCUGCCCAACAUCGAGUCUCCGCAUUCUCCCUAUAUACUACCAACGCAGCUCCUUAAAACAGUGACAGAGAUUUACGGAACCCAGCUGGGACUCCACAGAUCUAUUGACGGCGCCAGAGCCAUGCUGAGCCUACCUCAUGACCAGUGGCUGUCCAGCGCUAGCUAUAAGCGAUAUACAUAUUCGCUAUGGCUAUUCACAAUGUCUCAUCAAACGCCGCCUAGCAUUCGAAGCGAUAAUUCGAUACGGUCGGCCCCAGAGUUGUUUGCGGGCAUUAACAUCGAGCCUCGUAUGCGUCGACUGCUAGGCGAAGUGGAGCUAUGUCUACUAUGGGAAAAGGCAAAUGCUGUUGAUUCAACUUUCGGCGAAUGGUGGUGUCCAUCGGAGCAAGCUGGCCCAGCCUGUCCUUCACCGUCAGCCGUAGUGGACAUUGUUACGCGUGAUUUGACCGCCUGGAGAGCCAAAUACGCUUCUUUCAUUGAGCAUGGCGGAUUUGGCAUUGGACUCGAUUUUCAUUAUCGAGACUCUCAGUUUUGUCUCAGUACCUACGCCGUUUGUCACUAUACACAUGUCAGUGAUAUUGACAAGCGAGACCUAUUGGUAAGAACAACGCUAGAUCACGCUGUCGGUAUGCUCUCUUGGCUCCAAAAAUUGAGUCCUGUGGUUCGAGAGAGUCUUCGGUACAUUAGUGAUUUCGCAUUUGUCAUGGUUCUCUAUGCAUGUAUGUUUAUUCUGCAAGCCUGCGAAUCGCGGCACAUGCUCUCCGAGCAGAGAUGUAAAAAUUUGAAGACAGUGGCGACAACGGCUCAGCUCUUGGUUGAUCUGGGCAUUCACUCGUUACACUUUCCAUCGAUUUAUGGGAAAUUGUUACAGACGCAGCUGGGGAAUCUACAACCAAAUGUGUGUGAUGGUGUAAAAGCAGAUUUACAGCCCAAGAGCAACUCGCCAGAAACACCCGUCACCAUUUGGACAGAGUAUUCUAAUAUCAAGGGAGAUGACUGGUACCAGGACGAUUUUGGAAGCCAGGGGGAUUUGUUUGGCGAAAUGUUAAAUCUGCCUCGGCUUGAUUGGUUUGAAGCAUUGGAAUGA